GUUUUACGUAUGAAAAAACUUCUAAACCUGUUUAUUUACAGCAGUUUUUCUGUGUAAAUACUUGAACAGCCGAUUCUCUUGUUACUAUCGCGUGAGCGGGCAAGAGGUCAAGUCGUUAUCGUCCGUGCAGUGUGUUGUGAAAGCAAAUUAAAUUUGCUUGUGGUUAGAUUAGUGCGUAUUGCAGUCUUGCAUUUGCCGUUGGCGGGAGCCAUGCUGCAAGGAAGGAUAAGCAGGGUGUUGAAUCUUGGGCGCCGGUUGUGUAGCGAUGCAAGUGUACCAGAACUCCAAACACACAAUACAGUCACAUCAGUGCCGGAGUGGGCCAGAGUACCACUGGAAGACUUGCAUGGAAGACGGCAUGAUUAUGUCAGGAUAUCCCUCACAGAGCGCUGUAACCUGAGAUGUCAAUACUGCAUGCCAGCUGAAGGCGCGCCGCUCUCAGCGCGCGACAAGUUACUCACACGCGAUGAGCUGACGCGGACAGUCCGUGUUUUAGCCGCGCUGGGUGUCCGCAAACUCAGACUAACGGGUGGCGAACCUACGUUGCGGUCAGAUCUACAUCUUAUCAUAGAGGAACUCAACAACAUCGAAGGCAUCACAAGCGUAUCAAUGACAACCAACGGGCUAGUGUUAACCCGUCGGCUGCCCACCUACGCUCGGGCCGGACUCGCUGCCCUCAAUAUAUCUUUAGACUCACUGCAUAAUGAGCGAUAUGAGAAAAUGGCGAGAAGACCGGGACUUAAGAAAGUACUGGCUGGUAUAGACUUGGCACUGCAGUUGGGGUUUCCUGUUAAAAUCAACGUUGUGCUUAUGAAAGGAUUCAAUGACGAUGAAAUUAUGGACUUCGUGGAAUACACAAAAGAUCGCCCCGUUGAAGUUAGGUUCAUCGAAUUCAUGCCUUUCUCUGGCAAUAGUUGGGACGACUCUAAACUGGUUCCGUACCGGACAGCACUAAGGACUAUCUUGGAAACACAUCCAGAGCUGCAGGGGUGCACGCCGCGACCAAACGACACUGCAAGGGUAUGGCAAGUCCCGGGGUACGCAGGCCGCGUGGGAUUCAUCUCCUCAAUGACGCAGCACUUCUGUUCCACGUGCAAUCGACUCAGGAUAACUGCUGAUGGAAAUCUUAAGGUAUGUUUGUUCGGCAACGCGGAGGUGUCUCUACGCGACGCGAUCCGAAGCGGCGCGGACGACGAAGAAUUAUCGACGCUUAUACGCGUCGCGCUGAAGAACAAGAAACCGCAACAUGCUGGCAUGCAGAAUCUGGCGCACAUGGAAAACCGGCCCAUGGUUCUGAUCGGGGGGUAAUUCAUCUUCACAGCGGAGCGGGCAGCGGAGCCUACGGAGACCAUCAAACUACAGGAGAUACAAAGCUUGUCAAGAUACUUAGAUGAUGCUAAAGCUCAUACGCCUCGGUCUUUAAAUCUUCCAUUAAAAAUCAAAUUUUCUGAUCAGAGCGUCCAAA
Messenger RNA from Cydia splendana, 1465 nucleotides. RefSeq names its product molybdenum cofactor biosynthesis protein 1-like. Gene Ontology annotation, biological process: Mo-molybdopterin cofactor biosynthetic process. The record is from RefSeq and is a predicted model, not a curated record. The transcript has 9 exons. The coding region runs from base 211 to 1308 and encodes 365 amino acids. Gene Ontology annotation, molecular function: GTP 3',8'-cyclase activity; metal ion binding; cyclic pyranopterin monophosphate synthase activity. NCBI's taxonomy places the organism in Eukaryota, Metazoa, Arthropoda, Insecta, Lepidoptera, Tortricidae.